UCUGUGUGGGAGGGUGUGUGUGUGGGGUUUUUUUUCUCUCCAUCCUGGUAUUUUGUCAUCCUGGUCUCUUGGACGUUGUCAAAAAGUGCCCGUACUUCAAAACAGGAAAUUGAGUAUGAACACAAUUGAAGACGAAUCUGGCACAGUUACCUUGGAAACAAUCAGAGCAGUAACCAUAGGCCAGGAUACAGAAGGCAAUCUGAUCUUACAUUGCCCUCAGAACGAUUUAGAAUCUGAGGACAAUCAAGAACCUCUACACAAAAGGCUUUGUUUGUCGACUGAAGAUGACGCUAGUCUUGAAUCUACGGGUAUUGCUGGUCCAUUUGCAGCUGUACAAUCAGUUGUUACGCUUCCAAUUUCAGACAAUGACCAAAGUUUUGAGGUAACCAUGACAGGAGAGGCAGCAUCCGAGCUGGCUCAUGCAACUGAAAUUGAAGACAAUGAAACCGUUACUCAGAUACAGGUCCUGCACAAUGAAGAUCACAUGGAUGGUAUUCCUCCUCAAAGCAAUGAAGAUUUGGAUCCUGUUAGUCAAGCCUGGUUUACAACAAAAGAAGAUAAGGAUACGCUACAGAACAAAGGCCACAAAUGGAAGCAGGGGAUGUGGUCAAAGGAAGAAAUAGACAUUUUAAUGAGCAACAUUGAAAACUACCUACAGGUACAUGGACUAAGUGAUGCCACAGAGGUCAUAUUUGAAAUGUCAAAAGAUGAAAGAAAGGAUUUCUACCGAACCAUAGCGAGAGGUCUUAAUCGACCAUUGUUUGCAGUUUACAGACGUGUGCUUCGGAUGUACGACAAUAGAAACCAUGUUGGAAAGUAUACACCACAGGAAAUUGAAAAACUUAAGGAGCUACGUUCUAAGCAUGGUAAUGACUGGGCAACUAUAGGGGCAGCUCUGGGAAGGAGUGCCUCUUCAGUAAAAGACCGGUGCAGGUUGAUGAAAGACACUUGCAACACAGGUAAAUGGACAGUUGACGAAGAAAAAAGACUUGCAGAGGUGGUCCAUGAAUUAACUGCCACAGAUCCCGGUGACAUUGUCACUCAGGGUGUCUCCUGGGCUGCAGUGGCUGAACGGGUGGGCACCCGUUCUGAGAAGCAAUGUCGUUCCAAGUGGCUGAAUUACCUCAAUUGGAAGCAGAGUGGAGGGACAGAAUGGAGCAAAGAUGAUGAAAUAAAUUUAAUUUUAAGAAUUGCAGAACUCAAUGCAGAGGAUGAGAGUGAGAUUAAUUGGGAUAUCAUGGCUGAAGGCUGGAGUAGUGUCCGAUCUCCCCAGUGGCUGAGGAGUAAAUGGUGGACCAUCAAGCGACAGGUCACAAACCAUAAAGAUUUAACAUUUGCAGAAUUGGUAGACAGUUUGAGACAAUUGGUAGAGACCCUAAAGCAGCCACACGUCCCAGUGCACCAAUUACCCGAGUGUCAAACUGGAACAAGUUCACGCAAUUCAAAUUCAUCCUCUGUUCAGCAUCUACGGGUUCGAUUAGCUCAAAUGGAGGAAAACAACAGUGUCCUCAACAAUCCAGUAGCUGCUCUGCAGAUUCCUGUGCAAAUUACUCAUGUUGCAUCUAAUGAUUCCUGUGGCAGCAGUACAGAUUGUGAAACAAUAACGCUAAAUGCGGGGACUCUACAGAGAUUCGAGUUCUUACCUUCUUUCCGGUUACAGCCCACAGGCACACCAGGAACUUACCUGAUCCAGACUAGCUCAAGUCAAGGUCUUCCUAUAACACUGACAACAAGUCCAACAGUCACCCUCACCUCACCAUCCUCUCCAGAACAGAUUAUUGUGCACACACUCUCACCUGAGGCUCUUCUUCCCGGUACGAACGAAAACGUCAGUGUACAAAUGACGCAGCCGAGUGUCAUCAUCCAUGCCGUUGCCACUGAUGACAUCACUUCUUCGAUAACCCAAGCUGAACUGACUGUCGACUCCACAAUUGACAACACAGAUUUGACAGAGAAUCAGAUUAAUUCCACCUCACUUGAAACUGAUGCCUACAGUGAGAUUGAUGAGGCAAAGUUAACUGAAGACCAAAGCACAGUUCAGACAGACCUUACUGAAACGGAAAUUUCCCAAUCAAACCUAAACUCUGAUAAUAGUGAAGAUGUGAUGGGUUCAGAUGUAAAUAUUAAUGAGUCAGAUCUCAGACAGGACGUUGAAGUGCAAUCUGAUCUCAGUGGUGCUUAUGUAACUGAGGCUCUAGGUUCUCCCACUAUUGAAUCGGGCAUUGACGAAGAAACAACACUUAUUGUUUCAUCGGAUCAUGGGUUUAUUCAAUCAGCAGAUGAUAUUGACAAUGACUCGGUUUUGCCAUUAACAACACUGACUGAUCCCAUUUUACAACCCCAGGGUGACUGUUCAGACAUCAUUGGCUCAUCAUUGGAAACCCCAGAUACUGAUGAUUGAAGAGAACUUAUGUAUAGCUGUUGUGCUGUCUUUAAGAGUGAACAAUCCAAAAUUGUUCACCAACUAUGAAAUGUCAAUAAUUAAUGCUCUUGAUAAUUCAAUAUUUGAAUGUAUGGUGCUGCCUUUGAGACAAACUGCAUAAAAUGAAUAGAGUAGGUUUAGAAACAGUUUAAUUUCCUAUGGUGCAAGUUUACUCAGCAAAGUAAACUAGACAAUGGCACUAUGCCAGACACCAAAUUUCUAACUCUUAAGAAAACUGCAUUACCUUUCCCUUCAAAUUAAGUCAAUGUAACAGUAUUAUAUUGAGUUGAGGAACUGCUUCUAAAAUGGGAGUAAACAGCUGUU
Hemiscyllium ocellatum (epaulette shark) is the source of this 2746-nucleotide messenger RNA. It is a transcript of the gene dmtf1, whose product is annotated as cyclin D binding myb-like transcription factor 1. Gene Ontology annotation, molecular function: DNA-binding transcription factor activity, RNA polymerase II-specific; RNA polymerase II cis-regulatory region sequence-specific DNA binding. The transcript is spliced from 17 exons. The record is from RefSeq and is a predicted model, not a curated record. Gene Ontology annotation, biological process: regulation of transcription by RNA polymerase II. Gene Ontology annotation, cellular component: nucleus. The coding region runs from base 116 to 2401 and encodes 761 amino acids. NCBI's taxonomy places the organism in Eukaryota, Metazoa, Chordata, Chondrichthyes, Orectolobiformes, Hemiscylliidae.